Messenger RNA from Glossina fuscipes, 238 nucleotides. RefSeq lists its product as uncharacterized. The record is from RefSeq and is a predicted model, not a curated record. NCBI's taxonomy places the organism in Eukaryota, Metazoa, Arthropoda, Insecta, Diptera, Glossinidae. Bases 50 to 238 code for a protein of 62 amino acids. The transcript is spliced from 2 exons.
CAUAAAUUAUAUUUUUUUGUCAUUUUGCACUUGCGUAACGAAAGGCAUAAUGAAACUUUUAACUGCGACAAUUUACUUAUGCCUUCUUUCGAUUGCCUUUAUUGCGAUUGUCUCGGCCGUGCCUGUCGAUGAGUCUUUGUUAGGCAAUAUUUAUGAAUCCGGAGAUCAGCCAACCGCCCAAAACUCGCAAUCGAUUUUUAAAUUAAAAAAACUAAAAAAACUUCUUCUAUGGGGUUAA